This is a messenger RNA of Saccharomyces mikatae IFO 1815, 2664 nucleotides long. RefSeq names its product ribonucleotide-diphosphate reductase subunit RNR1 (gene RNR1). Gene Ontology annotation, biological process: deoxyribonucleotide biosynthetic process; DNA replication. Bases 1 to 2664 code for a protein of 887 amino acids. Gene Ontology annotation, molecular function: ribonucleoside-diphosphate reductase activity, thioredoxin disulfide as acceptor; ATP binding. NCBI's taxonomy places the organism in Eukaryota, Fungi, Ascomycota, Saccharomycetes, Saccharomycetales, Saccharomycetaceae. The record is from RefSeq and is a predicted model, not a curated record. The transcript has a single exon. Gene Ontology annotation, cellular component: ribonucleoside-diphosphate reductase complex.
AUGUACGUUUAUAAAAGAGACGGUCGCAAAGAACCUGUCCAAUUUGAUAAGAUUACCGCCCGUAUAUCACGUUUAUGCUAUGGUUUAGAUCCAAAGCAUGUUGACGCCGUCAAGGUCACUCAGCGUAUUAUUUCCGGUGUCUACGAAGGUGUCACAACAAUCGAACUAGACAAUUUAGCCGCUGAAACAUGUGCUUACAUGACAACUGUUCAUCCAGAUUACGCUACCUUAGCUGCUAGAAUCGCUAUUUCUAAUUUACAUAAACAAACCACAAAGCAAUUCUCUAAAGUUAUCGAAGAUCUUUAUAGAUACGUUAACGCUGCUACUGGUAAACCUGCUCCCAUGAUAUCAGAUGAUGUUUACAAUAUUGUCAUGGAAAACAAGGAUAAAUUAAACUCUGCAAUUGUGUAUGACAGAGAUUUUCAAUACAGUUAUUUUGGUUUUAAAACUCUAGAACGCUCUUAUUUAUUAAGAAUUAACGGUCAAGUGGCCGAACGUCCCCAGCACUUAAUCAUGAGAGUCGCGUUGGGUAUUCACGGUAGAGACAUCGAGGCCGCUUUAGAAACUUAUAACUUAAUGUCUUUAAAAUACUUCACUCAUGCCUCUCCAACUUUGUUCAAUGCUGGUACUCCAAAGCCUCAAAUGUCCUCUUGUUUCUUGGUUGCCAUGAAGGAGGACUCUAUAGAAGGUAUUUAUGACACUUUGAAGGAAUGUGCUUUGAUUUCCAAAACUGCUGGUGGUAUUGGUCUACAUAUUCAUAACAUCCGUUCUACUGGUUCUUAUAUUGCUGGUACAAACGGUACAUCUAACGGAUUAAUCCCCAUGAUCCGUGUUUUUAACAACACUGCACGUUAUGUUGAUCAAGGUGGUAAUAAAAGACCUGGUGCCUUUGCCUUAUACCUGGAACCAUGGCAUGCUGAUAUCUUUGAUUUUAUCGAUAUUAGAAAGAAUCACGGUAAGGAAGAAAUUCGUGCAAGAGAUUUGUUCCCUGCUCUAUGGAUUCCUGAUCUUUUCAUGAAGCGUGUUGAAGAAAAUGGAACGUGGACUUUAUUCUCCCCAACAUCAGCCCCAGGACUAAGUGACUGUUACGGUGAGGAGUUUGAAGCCUUAUAUACUCGUUACGAAAAAGAAGGUCGUGGUAAAACUAUUAAAGCACAAAAGUUAUGGUAUUCCAUUUUGGAAGCACAAACCGAAACUGGUACACCUUUUGUCGUUUACAAAGAUGCUUGUAAUAGAAAGUCUAAUCAAAAGAAUUUGGGUGUUAUCAAAUCAUCUAACUUGUGCUGUGAAAUUGUUGAAUACUCGGCCCCAGAUGAAACUGCUGUUUGUAACCUGGCCUCUGUUGCCUUGCCAGCGUUUAUUGAAACGUCGGAGGACGGUAAGACUUCUACAUACAACUUUAAAAAAUUACAUGAAAUUGCUAAAGUUGUCACUCGUAAUUUAAACAGAGUUAUUGAUCGUAACUACUACCCUGUUGAAGAAGCAAGAAAAUCUAAUAUGAGACAUAGGCCAAUUGCCUUGGGUGUUCAAGGUCUGGCUGAUACUUUCAUGUUGCUACGUUUGCCUUUUGAUUCUGAAGAGGCUCGUUUACUAAAUAUCCAAAUAUUCGAAACUAUUUACCAUGCUUCCAUGCAAGCCUCUUGUGAAUUGGCUCAAAAAGACGGUCCAUACGAAACUUUCCAAGGUUCUCCUGCUUCUCAAGGUAUACUUCAGUUUGACAUGUGGGAUCAAAAGCCGUACGGUAUGUGGGAUUGGGAUACUUUGAGAAAAGAUAUCAUGACACAUGGUAUUAGAAACUCUUUGACAAUGGCUCCAAUGCCUACUGCAUCCACCUCCCAAAUAUUGGGUUAUAAUGAAUGUUUCGAACCAGUUACUUCCAACAUGUACUCCCGUCGUGUCUUAUCUGGUGAAUUCCAAGUUGUCAACCCUUACUUGUUGCGUGAUUUGGUUGAUUUGGGUGUUUGGGAUGAAGGUAUGAAACAGUACCUGAUUACCCAAAAUGGCUCCAUUCAAGGUUUACCAAAUGUCCCACAAGAACUAAAAGACUUAUAUAAAACCGUAUGGGAGAUUUCACAAAAGACUAUUAUCAACAUGGCAGCCGAUCGUUCCGUUUAUAUCGAUCAAUCACAUUCCUUGAAUCUAUUCUUGCGUGCCCCAACCAUGGGUAAGCUAACAAGUAUGCAUUUUUACGGGUGGAAGAAAGGGUUGAAGACAGGUAUGUACUAUUUGAGAACACAAGCUGCUUCUGCUGCGAUCCAAUUCACUAUUGAUCAGAAAGUCGCUGAUCAAGCAACUGAAAACGUUGCCGACAUCUCCAACUUAAAGCGUCCAACAUAUAUGGCUUCCAGUGCAAGUUAUGCUGCGAGUGAUUUUGUGCCUGCAGCCGUGGCUGCCAAUGUGAAUAUCCCAUCUUUAGAUAGUUCUUCGGAGGCUUCAAGAGAAGCAUCUCCAGCUCCAGCAAGUAGUCACUCAUUAACUAAAGGAAUAGCUGAACUGAAGGUCCAAGAAUCUAAAGUAGAGGUUCCUGAAGUACCCAUCUCAAAGAAGGAAGAGAAGACAGCCCCUAUUCCAGAUGCUGAGGAAACUGAAUUCGAUAUUUACAACUCCAAAGUUAUCGCGUGUGCUAUUGACAAUCCAGAAGCUUGUGAGAUGUGUUCCGGCUAA